AUCAUAGCGUGGUACAGUUGUUAUGGGAUGAUAUGUAACCAAAAGUAACGUUUAGAAAGUUUCCAUAUCACAACUUGCCAGUUAUCCCCGCGAUUUUCAUAGGACUUUUCACACAAAUCAGAACACCAUGUGUGAGAGAAAAGCCGUCAUCAAGAACGCUGACAUGAGCGAGGACAUGCAGCAGGACGCUUGCGACAGCGCCACUGAAGCUAUGGAGAGGUAUAACAUUGAGAAGGACAUCGCUGCAUUCAUUAAAAAGGAGUUCGACAAGAAGUACAACCCCACAUGGCAUUGUAUUGUCGGACGCAACUUUGGCAGCUACGUCACCCACGAGACCAAGCACUUCGUCUACUUCUAUCUGGGACAGGUGGCUGUUCUCCUCUUCAAAUCAGGAUGAACAAUGGACCACGAGGAUGAAUAACGGGGACAAUAGAUCAAGUUACGGUUUUAUUGUCAAGUGCUCAAGUCUAUAUCU
Messenger RNA from Haliotis rubra (blacklip abalone), 475 nucleotides. Its product is annotated as dynein light chain 2, cytoplasmic-like. Bases 128 to 397 code for a protein of 89 amino acids. The record is from RefSeq and is a predicted model, not a curated record. Gene Ontology annotation, biological process: microtubule-based process; cilium assembly. NCBI's taxonomy places the organism in Eukaryota, Metazoa, Mollusca, Gastropoda, Lepetellida, Haliotidae. The transcript has 2 exons. Gene Ontology annotation, cellular component: cytoplasmic dynein complex. Gene Ontology annotation, molecular function: dynein light intermediate chain binding; dynein intermediate chain binding.